UCCUUCCUUCCUUCCUUCCAUAUUGAAGAAGAAGAAGAAGAUACAGAGAAUCUCUAUUUAAAAGAUUCAAUUGAGAAAUGAGCAGAACCAUUCAACUGUCUAUUUGGAAGAGAAAAGGAAGAGAGAUGGAUGAAAAAGAUAUUGAUUCUCAAACAUCCUCAAUUGCAAUCACCCAAACAUCAAAAAGCAAGAUGAAGAUCAAGAGCAAGGCCAAGAAGAACAAACCAAAACAGCAUCCACUUCUGUCAUAUAAUGAACUUCCAGAGUAUAUGAAAGACAAUGAGUUCAUUCUCAACUAUUACAGAUCCGAUUGGCCUCUCAAACAAGCCCUUUUUAGUGUCUUUAGUUGGCAUAAUGAAACUCUCAAUGUUUGGACACACUUGAUUGGGUUUGGAUUAUUUCUGGGUUUAAUGAUGUCUAAUUUGGUUGAUGUUCCUCAAUUGUCUGAAUUCUUUGGUGUAUUUCCAAGUUCUUCAUCUUCUUCACCAUUGAGCUCAGAAUCUAACAUAUCACAGAAUUUAAAAGAUUUGUAUCCAGUCACAGCAAAGUUCAUCGAUCUGAACUCACCUGAAAUGGAGAUGGUUUCACCGGUUCAAAAAUGGCCAUUCUUCGUGUUUCUCGCUGGUUCAUUAUUCUGUCUUCUCUCAAGCACAACUUGCCAUCUCUUCUCUUGCCAUUCCCAUAACCUAAACGUCUUACUAUUAAGAAUGGACUACGUCGGAAUCGCAGUCAUGAUCAUAACCUCCUUCUUCCCUCCGAUCUAUUACAUCUUCCAAUGCCAACCCUUAUGGCAGAUCUUUUACCUAGCUGGAAUUUCCGUAAUGGGUACUUUCACAAUCGCUAUUUUGCUCAUGCCCAAGUUCUCCUCGAUCAAAUAUCGUUCAUUUAGGGCUUUUCUAUUUGUGGGUAUGGGUUUAUCAGGCUUGAUUCCUGCUGUUCAUGGGACAUUGGCUAAUUGGAAUGAACCGAGGAGGAAUGCGAUACUGGGAUAUGAAUCGGCCAUGGCGAUUUUUUACUUAACCGGGGCUACUUUCUACAUUUACCGGAUUCCAGAGAGGUUCAGGCCGGGUUGCUUUGAUCUGGCCGGACAUAGUCAUCAGAUAUUUCAUGUUUUUGUGGUGUUGGGAGCUUUGGCUCAUUAUGGUGCAGCCUUGAUGUUCCUUGAGUAUAGAGGUUCAGUUGGUUGCUAAUUCAUUUGUGUUUCUAAUUAUUAUGUUUUUUUUUUAUGGAUUUUUUUUAUAAGUUGUAUAGAUUAAAUAAUUGUCAUAUUAUGUCUGAAUUACAAGUUUAUUAAACACAUAAGAUGAAAUAAACUUGUUGUGACAAUAUGUUGAUCCCAUAUAUAUAGAUCAUUAGAAAUGUAACGGGGUUGUGUUGGAAUGAACUUCGAUGUAACGAGUUGUUAUGUCAAUCUCUUGGGAGAAGUAAGAACUAAAUUUUGUGUACGAUAACAUAAACUUCAUCUUGCAAUACUCAUAUUUUAAUGAAAUAUCGUGAUUUGAGUUUU
This is a messenger RNA of Impatiens glandulifera, 1507 nucleotides long. Its product is annotated as heptahelical transmembrane protein 1-like. Gene Ontology annotation, cellular component: membrane. Gene Ontology annotation, biological process: response to hormone. The record is from RefSeq and is a predicted model, not a curated record. The transcript has 4 exons. The coding region runs from base 78 to 1190 and encodes 370 amino acids. Lineage: Eukaryota; Viridiplantae; Streptophyta; Magnoliopsida; Ericales; Balsaminaceae. Gene Ontology annotation, molecular function: signaling receptor activity.